AUUACGGUGGCCGGUGUCGUAUAUUUUGCAGAAUCACCAUGGCGUUGAAAGAGACCGCAGGGCUGUAUGAGACACUCAAAACGGAGUGGAACAAGAAAAACCCUAACCUGAAUAAAUGUGGAGAACUUUUGACCAAACUUAAGGUUUCAUUACUGGAGCUGAACUUCUUACCUACCAGUGGGUCUGCGCUCACUAAGCAGCAGCUCAUUUUAGCUCGUGAUGUCCUUGAAAUUGGAGCUUUGUGGAGUAUCCUCAAGAAGGACAUCCCAUCCUUUGAGAGAUACAUGGCCCAGCUAAAAUGUUACUACUUUGAUUACAAGGAUGAACUGCCUGAAGCUGCCUACAUGCAUCAGUUACUUGGACUGAACCUGCUCUUCCUGCUCUCACAGAACCGUGUGUCUGAGUUUCACACAGAACUUGAGAGACUGAGUGCACGAGAUAUUCAGGCCAACGUAUACAUCAGACACCCAGUGUCCCUAGAGCAGUACUUGAUGGAAGGAAGCUACAACAAGGUAUUUCUUGCCAAAGGCAACAUCCCUGCUGAGAGCUACACCUUUUUUAUAGAUAUUCUGCUCGACACAAUUCGUGAUGAGAUCGCAGGAUGCAUAGAAAAGGCAUAUGAGCAGAUCCAGUUCAGUGAGGCCACCCGUGUGCUUUUCUUCAGUUCCCCCAAAAAGAUGACAGAUUAUGCCAAGAAGAGAGGAUGGAGUUUGAGCCCAGAUGGCUAUUACUCUUUCACAACUCAGCAGCAGCGGACAGAAGAGGUGACCAUCCCCUCUACAGAGCUGGCACAACAGGUCAUCGAAUAUGCACGACAGCUGGAAAUGAUUGUGUAAUCCGCCCCCAGGAACACACUCAGACACACAGGCCGCUGAUCCAGUGUGCAUCAAGUCCGCUCCCGUGCAGUUUCCCUGAGGAAUAUGACCUAAUUGAAUGCAGAGUGGUUGAGUUGUUGCCCAUAUCUCAAAAAUCAACCUUUUUUUUUCAUGUAUUUCAGUUAUCUGCAGGUCUAUCUCUCUGGAAGUUUGCUUUCUUUUUAAAAGAGGGGGAACAAAACUAAAAGUAUCACUGGUGACCCGUCUGUAGUCAGCAUUGCUACACAUGUACCUUUUAUUGAAGACAUUCAAGGUUUCAAUGGUCCAGGUAGUUAUUUUAUCCAAAACGACAUUAAAACUCAGCUCUUUAACAACUACUACAAAGUUAAUUACAUCACCACCCUGUUACCUUUUCUGUCAGUGUCACACAAAACAAUCUACUGAACAUUUUUCCUCCUAAUUCAAGCAAACUCUUUUUGUAUACAAAGUUAAUUUACUCUUUAGUAAAGCCCACAGAAAUGCAUUGCCCUUGCCUUGUAUCUUAGCAACUGACAGAAUUGCCAUUGAAGAUGGUGUGUUUUCUAAGUGGUAAUGCCUCUUACUCCCUUGAUGGUUUGUAAUCCAGUUGAUAUUACAAUGCAAAUCUUUGUCUGCAAUAAACUAUU
Molecule: messenger RNA, 1480 nt
Organism: Anoplopoma fimbria (sablefish)
Lineage: Eukaryota; Metazoa; Chordata; Actinopteri; Perciformes; Anoplopomatidae
Gene: psmd8
Product: proteasome 26S subunit, non-ATPase 8
Exons: 7
Coding region: 39-836 (265 amino acids)
Biological process (GO): proteasome-mediated ubiquitin-dependent protein catabolic process
Cellular component (GO): proteasome regulatory particle; cytosol; nucleus
Source: RefSeq, a predicted model, not a curated record